AUGAGGACAAUGUUCCUCGCGCUGAGGACAAGGUUCCUCACGCUGAGGACAAGGUUUCUGACGCUGAGGACAAGGUUCCUCACGCUGAGGACAAGGUACCUCACUGACGACAAUGUUCCUCACGCUGAGAGCAAUUUUCCUCACGCUGAGGACAAGGUUGCUCACGCUGAAGACAAGGUUCCUCGCGCUGAAGACAAGGUUCCUCGCGCUGAAGACAAGGUUCCUCACGCUGAGGAAAAGUUUCCUGACGCUGAGGACAAGGUACCUCAAGCUGAGUACAAGGUUCCUCACGUUGAGGCCAAUCUUCGUCACGCUGAGGACAAGGUUAGUCACGCUGAGGACAAGGUACCUCACGCUGAGGACAAAGUUCCUCUCACUGAGGACAAGGUACCUCACGCUGAGGACAAGCUAGGUUCCUCAAGCUAAGGACAAGUUACCUCACGCUGACGACAAUGCUCCUCACGCUCAGCAGAAAAUUCCUCACGCCGAGGAGAAUGUUCCUCACGCUGAGGGCAAUGCUCCUCACGCUGAGGACAAGGUUCCUCAAGCUGAGGACAACUUUCCUCAUCUUCAUUACGCUGAGGGCAAGGUUCCUAACGCUUAGAACAAGGUUCCUAAUGCUGAGGUCAAAGUUUAAAAACUUUGACCUCAGCAUUAGGAACCUUGUCCUAAGCGUGAGGAACCUUGUCCUCAGCGUGAGUAACCUAGUCCUAAGCGGUAGAAACCUUGUUAGAACAAGGUUUCUACCGCCUAGGACAAGGUUACUCACGCUGAGGACAAGGUUCCUCUCGCUGAGGACAAUGUACCUUCGGCUAAGCACCAGGUUCCUCACGUUCUUUACGCUGAGGACGAGGAUCCUUACGCUGAGGACAAGAUUCCUCACGCUGAGGACAAGGUUCUUCAAGCUGAGGACAAAGUUCGUCACGUUCUUCACGCUGAGGGCAAGGUUCCUCAUGCUUAGGACAAGGUUCCUAACGCUGAGGACAAGUUUCCUAACAACCUCUCUAACGCUGAGGACAAGGUUACUCACGCUGAGGACAAGGUUCCUCAAGCUGAGGACUAGGUUCCUCACGUUCUUCACGCUGAGGACAAUGUUCAUAACGAUGAGGACAAUGUUCCUCGCGCUGAGGACAAGGUUCCUCACGCUGAGGACAAGGUUUCUCAAUCUGAGGACAAGGUUCCUCACGCUGAGGACAAGGUACCUCACGCUGAGGACAAGGUUCCUCACGCUGAGGGUAAUGUUCCUCACGCUGAGGACAAGGUUCCUCACGCUGAGGACAAUGUUCCUGACGCUGAAGACAAGGUUCCGCGCGCUGAAGACAAGGUUCCUCACGCUGAGGACAAGGUUCCUCACGCUGAGGACAAGGUACCUCACGCUGAGGACAAGGUUCCUCAAGCUGAGGACAAAGUUCGUCACGUUCUUCAUGCGGAGGGCCAGCUUCCUCACGCUUAGGACAAGGUUCCUAACAACGUUUCUAACGCUGAGGACAAGGUUACUCACGCUGAGGACAAGGUUCCUCAAGCUGAGGACUAGAUUCCUAACGUUCUUCACGCUGAGGCAAGGUUCCUCACGCUGAGGGCAAUGUUCCUCACGCUGAGGACAAGGUUCCUCACGCUGAGGAGAAGGUUCCUCGCGCUGAAGACAAGGUUCCUCGCGCUGAAGACAAGGUUACUCACGCUGAAGACAAGGUUCCUCACGCUAAACACAAGGUACCUCACGCUGAGGAGAAGGCUCUCACGCUGAGGACAAGGUUCCUCACGUUGAGGACAAGGUUCCCCGCGCUGAAGACAAGGUUCCUCGCGCUGAAGACAAGGUUCCUCACGCUGAGGACAAGGUUCCUCACGCUGAGGACAAGGUUCCUCACGCUGAGGACAAGGUACCUCACGCUGAGGACAAGGUUCCUCACGCUGAGGGGAAAGUUCCUCACGCUUAGGACAAGGUUCCUAACGCUGAGGACAAGGUCCCUAACAACGUUUCUAACGCUGAGGACAAGCUUACUCACGCUGAGGACAAGGUUCCUCAAGCUGAGGACCAGGUUCCUCAUGUUCUUCACGCUGAGGACAAGGUUCAUAACGCUGAGGACAAUGUUCCUCGCGCUGAGGACAAGGUUCCUCACGCUGAGGACAAGGUUUCUCACGCUGAGGACUAGGUUCCUCACGUUCUUCACGCUGAGGACAAGGUUCAUAACGAUAAGGACAAUGUUCCUCGCGGUGAGGACAAGGUUCCUCACGCUGAGGACAAGGCUUCUGACGCUGAGGACAAGGUUCCUCACGCUGAGGACAAGGUACCUCACGCUGACGACAAUGUUCCUCACGCUUUGAGCAAUUUUCCUCACGCUGAGGACAAGGUUGCUCACGCUGAGGACAAGGUUCCUCGCGCUGAAGACAAGGUUCCUCGCGCUGAAGACAAGGUUCCUCACGCUGAGGACAAGUUUUCUGACGCUGAAGACAAGGUACCUCACGCUGAGUACAAGGUUCCUCACGCCGAGGACAAGGUUCCUAACAACGUUUCUAACGCUGAGGACAAGGUUACUCACGCUGAGGACAAGGUUCCUCAAGCUGAGGACUAGGUUCCUCAUGUUCUUCACGCUGAGGACAAGGUUCCUCACGCUCAGUACAAGGUCCUCACGCUAAGGACAAUGUUCCUCACGCUGAGGACAAGAUUCCUCAUGCUCAGGACAAGUUCCUCACGCUGAGGACAAUGUUCCUAACGCAGAGGACAAGGUUUCUCACGCUGAGGACAAGGUUCCUCACGCUGAUGACAAGGUACCUCACGCUGGCGACAAGGUUGCUCACGCUAAGGACAAGGUUCCUCACGCUGACGACAAUGCUCCUCACGCUCAGUAGAAUGUUCCUCACGCUGAGGACAAUGUUCCUCACGCUGAGGGGAAUGCUCCUCACGCUGAGGACAAGGUUCCUCAAGCUGAGGACAACUUUCCUCACGUUCUUUACGCUGAGGGCAAGGUUCCUCACGCUUAGGACAAGGUUCCUAACGCUGAGGUCAAGGUUUCUAACAAGGUUUCUAACGCUUAGGACAAGGUUACUCACGCUGAGGACAAGGUUCCUCUCGCUGACGACAAGGUACCUUCCGCUAAGCACCAGGAUCCUCACGUUCUUUACGCUGAGGACAAGGUUCGUCACGCUGAGGACAAGGUUCCUCACGCUGAGGUCAAGGUUCCUCGCGCUGAAGACAAGGUUCCUCGCGCUGAAGACAAGGUUCCUCACGCUGAGGACAAGGUUCCUCACGCUGAGGACAAGGUACCUCACGCUGAGGACAAGGUUCCUCACGCCGAAGACAAGGUUCCUAACAACGUUUCUAACGCUGAGGACAAGGUUACUCACGCUGAGGACAAGGUUCCUCAAGCUGCGGACUAGGUUCCUGAUGUUCUUCACGCUGAGGACAAGGUUCCUCACGCUGAGGACAAGGUUCCUCGCGCUGAAGACAAGGUUCCUCGCGUUGAAGACAAGGUUCCUCACGCUGAGGACAAGGUUUCUCACGCUGAGGACAAGGUUCCUCACGCUGAGGACAAGGUACCUCACGCUGACGACAAGGUUCCUCACGCUAAGGACAAGGUUCGUCACGCUGUCGACAAUGCUCCUCACGCUCAGGAGAAAGUUCCUCACGCUGAGGACAAUGUUCCUCACGCUGAGGGCAAUGCUCCUCAUGCAGAGGACAAGGUUCCUCAAGCUGAGGACAACUUUCCUCACGUUCUUUACGCUGAGGGAAAGGUUCCUCACGCUUAGGACAAGGUUCCUAAUGCUGAGGUCAAGGUUUCUAACAAGGUUUCUAACGCGUAGGACAAGGUUACUCACGCUGAGGACAAGGUUCCUCUCGCUGAGGACAAGGUACCUUCCGCUAAGCACCAGGUUCCUCACGUUCUUUACGCUGAGGACAAGAUUCCUCACGCUUAGGACAAGAUUCCUCACGCUGAGGACAAGGUUCCUCAAGCUGAGGACAAAGUUCGUCACGUUCUUCACGCUGAGGGCAAGGUUCCUCACGCUUAGGACAAGGUUCCUAACGCUCAGGACAAGGUUCCUAACAACGUGUCUAACGCUGAGGACAAGGUUACUCACACUGAGGAAAAGUUCCUCAAGCUGAGGACUAGGUUCCUCACGUUCUUCACGCUGAGGACAAGGUUCAUAACGAUGAGGACAAUGUUCCUCGCGCUGAGGACAUGAAGUUUCCUCACGCUAACGACAAGGUUUCUCACGCUAAGGACAAUGUUCCUCACGCUGAGGACAAGGUACCUCACGCUGAGUUCAAGGUUCCUCACGCUGAGGGCAAUGUUCCUCACGCUGAGGACAAGGUUCCUCACGCUGAGGACAAGGUUCCUCGCGCUGAAGACAAGUAG
Messenger RNA from Paramuricea clavata, 4352 nucleotides. Lineage: Eukaryota; Metazoa; Cnidaria; Anthozoa; Malacalcyonacea; Plexauridae. The record is from the annotation of a GenBank genome assembly.